This is a messenger RNA of Anoplopoma fimbria (sablefish), 5324 nucleotides long. RefSeq names its product von Willebrand factor D and EGF domains (gene vwde). The record is from RefSeq and is a predicted model, not a curated record. Lineage: Eukaryota; Metazoa; Chordata; Actinopteri; Perciformes; Anoplopomatidae. Gene Ontology annotation, molecular function: calcium ion binding.
AUGAGACUUGAAACAGUGUUGAAACUUCUCCCGUGCGUUGUGUUCCUACUCCCUCAUGUGAUGCAUGCUCAAACAGAGCUCCCUCCAGAGUGUGAGCCGGGCGGCCACUCCAUCCUCCAGGACCCCUACCGCAGCACCACCUUCAGCUCCAGCUGGCUGCAGCAGUCGGCCCUGCAGGACUUCAUCUGCGACCACUCCCUCACUCCGGGCUGGUACCAGUUUCAGAUCUUUGACAAGCCGGCCAGCAUGCCCACCCAGUGUGUGGAGGUGAACCACUGUGGGACUCAGGCUCCUGUGUGGCUGUCCCUGGAUGAGGGUGAGUCCCUGCCGGGGCCCCUGGAGGUGAGGCAGCUGACGGCCUGCGCCGCCUGGCAGCUCUUCCCUGGCAUCAGCAAAGACUGCUGCAUGUUCCGCAUCCCGGUCACCGUCCGCAACUGUGGAGACUUCUAUGUCUACCUGCUCCAGCCUACGCAGGGAUGCAUGGCCUACUGCGCUCAGGAGAUGUCGGACACUUCGCCCACAACGUCGCUGAGCUGCGGCCCUGACGGGGUGAACGUCGACGGAGCAUGUCAAACAAAGCAGCCUCCCACUCCGUCUGCACCAGUGAUUGUCUCAGAGGUGACGGGAAACUCCGUCUACCUGAAGUGCAGCUUUGGGAGCAGCUCCAACAGCUCCCUGGGUUACGUGGUGGCCUGGUCCCGCCUCUCUCUUGAGGGCAGGAAGGAGGAGCUCAAACAGGAGACCACCAUCCAGACCUCCGCCUACAUCGAACUGGACGGCUUCAACCUCCGUCUGGGGGACAAGAUUUACUGCUCCAGCUCCAGUUUCUUCUUGGACUCGCCCGACGUCCGUGGUGCUUCAGUGCAUAGUCAGGAGUUCUUUGCUGGGAUUAUGCUAACACCAGAGGUGAGCAGUGUGUCUGAGGAUGGGAGGCUGUAUGAGCUGGUGGUCGAGAGCACAGUUCCUGUCCCGUGUCUGGAGGAGUCGUCCUCCUCCACAGAGCCGUGCACUCUGUCUCUGCAGCUCAGCACAAGCAGCAAAGAUGAGGGUUUGUUGGGAGCCGACCUGUCUCUGUCCUCCUGUGUGGUGGAUCUGUCCCGGGGCCCCUGUAGGGACGGGGUUUGUAGCCGAGCUCUGAUCCACUUCAGCCCCGUCACGGACUUUGUCAAAGAUGGCAACAGGACAACCCAGAUCUCUGUCAAAUCCAUCGUCACGCAGAAUUUUCUCUGGAACGGAUACUCACCAGAACCAGUCGAGAUAACAGUGAAAGAUGUCUCCUCCGCCUACUGCUACUCCUUCACUGAUCCUCACAUCCUCACUUUUGAUGGCAGGCACUAUGACAACUACCAGGUAGGCACCUUUGUUCUGUAUAAGAGCACCGUGAGUCCGUUUGAGGUCCACGUUCGUCAGUGGGAGUGCGGCAGCGUGGUGCAGGCCGCCUCGUGCGUGUGCGGCUUCGUGGCGAGGGACGGCGGCGACGUCAUCGCUUUCGACAUGUGCAACGGGGAGAUGGGUGAGACCAAACCUCACCUGUCUGUGAGGAACAGAGACCUGAGCAAGAGCGGCAUCCGCAUCACCGAGUCCUACCAGGGGCGCAAAGUCACAAUGACCUUCUCCUCGGGAGCGUUCGUUCGUGCCGACGUGUCCGACUGGGGAAUGAGUCUGACGCUGAGAGCUCCCAGUUCAGACCGGAGCCACACUGAGGGCCUGUGUGGGACCUUCGACGGACGGCCGGACAACGACUUCCACUCAGCAGGGGGCGCCACACUGGAGCACCUGCACGAUUUCAUCUCUGCAUGGAGGCUCCCUCCAGGCAGCAGCCUGUUUGACACCAGGCCGUCCCACCUGAGCGCACCGAGCCCCCGCAAGCACUGCAACUGUCAGGCCGGGCCCCGCCUCACAUCUCCCAGAGCCCGAUCUCAACCAGCCACCUCCUCCGACUCCGCCUGCUCCCAUCACGGCAACGCUCACCUCCCCAGUGUCAUCCCCACUCUGGACGUCACGGCCGAGUACAUCGGCUCGGUGGAGCUGCUCAAAGGCGAAGGAAGCGACAGGCAGCCGCUGCCUCCGGGUCGCUCCAGUCACAGCAACCGGGGUCGAGGGGGUGACGCCCGGUCGCGCAGGGAUGGAGCUUCAACCUCGGCUCACAGACGGCCUCAGACCCACCGUUACGUUCCUAACUCUCCUCACCAAAGCCUCAGCCAGUCUGAUCUGGAGGGCUUCACCUACUUUUUCCCAGAGGACCACGAAGCAGUGGUUCCACACGACUUUUCCCUAACUUGGCCCACACCUUCUGGCCUGAGCGAGCAGCAGGCCAGGACUCAGUGCCAGCAGGCCGUGGCGGGCUCGAGCAUAGCGUUGGGUUGCAGGCGCCUGUUAGAGGAGUCGAUGAUCGCCGCGGUAACCAUGUGCAUCACCGACCUACAGCUGAAGGACGAGAAGUCAUGGCUGAACGCAACUGUACCGCUGCUGGAGAACGAGUGUGAGAGGAGGCUAACGGAGGAGAGGAGGAGAGAAAAGGAGUACCAGGAUGUCCUGGCUGUCCUGAAGUGUCCCAAUCUGUGCAACGGGAACGGCCAGUGCUCAGACUGGGGUUGUGUCUGCUUCCCGGGGUUUGGGUCGUAUGACUGCAGUGUGCUUUCUGACCAGAUCCCAGAGAUCACUGAGCUGGAGAAGGAGGGUCUGUGUGACGUGAGACAGGGAGACUGCUCCACCGUCCAGGUCUACGGCCAAGGCUUCAAGGACUCCUACGAGCUCAAGUGUGAGUUUGUGAAAGAAAAGUUGGAGGAUGGGGACUGGGUUCUGGACGAGCCCCAGUUUGUCCUGGCCGUCUUUUUGGAUGCGACGGCUCUGGAGUGCCAGCUCCCCCUGGAGGACAGCCGGGCUCCUGCAGGCCUGGACCUGGAGACGGAGACAAACAGACCACUGGCUCGCUGGCAGAUCAAAGUUUCCAAUGACGGCUACAGCUUCAGUAACGCCAAGAUACUGACUCUGUACGACGGGGCCUGUCAGAUCUGCAGCCUCAACACUGAAGUCCUCUGCACUCUGAGGGAGAAAACCUGCAGCAUUGACGGCCUGUGUUUCGGUGAGGGGGAGGCCAAUCCCAGCAGCCCUUGCCUCACAUGUCGCCCAGACUCGUCCAAACACACAUGGUCCAUAGCGGAGAAGAACGAGCCUCCGGAGCUCCAGUCGUUGCCGUUUCGUCUCCGGUCCUUCCAGGGAGAGAGUUUCAUCUACCAGCUACAAGCUCGGGACCCCGAGGGCUCACCGGUGCUCUUCACCCUGGAAUCCGGUCCCGAGGGUGCAUCUCUGUCUCCGGCCGGCCUGCUGAUGUGGAAGGCCACAGCUGAAACUACAGACACACACACUUUCCAGUUUACUGCGAGGGACGACUGUAACGCUGAAACCAGAGCCUCCAUACAGGUGUCUGUGCUCUCCUGUGAAUGUCUGAACGGAGCUUCCUGUGUGACCAACGCCUCCCUCCCUCCCGGCAGCGGAGAAUACCUGUGUGUGUGUCUCGAUGGAUUCAAAGGCGAAAGGUGCGAGGUGGAUGUGGACGACUGUAAGCCCAACCCCUGCAGGCUGGGCCGCUGCACUGACGGACCCAACUCCUUCUCUUGUACCUGCCCACCUGGAAUGACAGGCCGUACAUGUAGAGAAGACAUAGAUGAGUGCGUCUCUCAGCCUUGUUUCCUCGGGGCGGGCUGUAACAACACGUUUGGCUCCUUCAUCUGUGGAGUCUGCCCACAAGGAUACAGCGGUGACGGGAAAAUCUGCACACGAAACCACGACUCUCCAGCCAAAGCUCUGACCUCACCAGCACGAGUACCGCAGGUUUCGUUGAGGCCCAAACCCUCGGGCUCGUCUGCGUGCUCCAGACAGCCGUGUCACCCAGGAGUUCAAUGUUUCGAGAGCACCCACGUCUCGGCGGGCUUCGUCUGUGGACCCUGUCCUCCUGGUCUCCAUGGAAACGGACAAACAUGCACAACGACAGGUCAGGGGUCGGUCGCCAGCGGAGCAGAUGGUCAUAUUCAUAUCACCAAGGACAUGACUCCCACCUCCUCUUCAUCGUCUCCAUCCUCUCCCAGACGACCCCCUGACAGGCGGACGAGACCUGAAGCCACCGUCUCCAAUGACAGGAAGACCACAGCGACGCCGCAGAAUCAACCUGCCACCAGAGUGUUUCCCUCCACCGUCCACAGAGGUAAGCCCAGCGGGACGGAGCUGAACCCGGACCUCACCACAGGGGUCAAACGGGGGUCACCAUCUCACCAUGUGACCUGCUCCGACGCACCUUGCUUCCCCGGUGUUCCCUGUGAGCCCACCGUCAGCGGGUCCUUCAGGUGUGGACGCUGCCCGUACGGCUACACCGGAGACGGAGUCACAUGUAAAGCCGUGUGCAGGUAUCAGUGUGGGAGGAACAUGGAGUGCACUCUGCCCAACACCUGCACCUGCAAGGGAGGCUACACCGGAUACGGCUGUCAUAUCGCCGUGUGUCGACCCGACUGCAAGAACCAGGGGAAGUGUGUCAAACCCGAUGUCUGCGAAUGUGCCGUGGGCUACAGCGGGCCCACCUGUGAGGAAGCGAGCUGCGAGCCGCCCUGUCAACACGGAGGCACCUGUCUGGCCAGAAACCUGUGUACCUGCCCCUACGGCUACGUGGGACCCAGAUGUGAAAUCAUGGUGUGUAACAGGCACUGCGAAAAUGGAGGAGAGUGUGUCUCUCCUGAUGUCUGCAAAUGCAAACCCGGCUGGUACGGACCAACAUGCAACUCAGCUCUCUGUAACCCCGUCUGUCUGAAUGGAGGAACAUGCACCAAGCCCAACAUCUGUUCCUGUCCCAGCGGCUUCUACGGCUCUCAGUGUCAAAUCGCUGUAUGCAGCCCUCCUUGUAAGAACGGAGGUCAGUGUAUGAGGAACAACGUAUGCUCCUGCCCUGAAGGCUACACGGGAAAGAGGUGUCAAAAGAGUGUGUGCGAGCCGAUGUGCAUGAACAAAGGAAAGUGUGUGGGACCCAACACAUGCUCCUGUGCGUCCGGAUGGAGAGGGAAGAGGUGCAACAUACCCGUCUGUCUGCAAAAGUGUAAAAAUGGCGGCGAGUGUUUGGGCCCAAACACCUGUCACUGUCCCUCCGGCUGGGAGGGUCUCCAGUGUCAAACACCGGUGUGUAGACAGCGGUGCCUGAACGGAGGGAGGUGUGUCCUUCCUGACUACUGCCACUGUCGGAAAGGCUACAACGGCCUCACCUGUGCUGUAAAGGUGUCGCAAGCAUGAUGGGGAAGAAAUGAGAAACGGGUUGAAAGAAGCUGCAAAAUGCACGAAGC